Molecule: messenger RNA, 4168 nt
Organism: Monomorium pharaonis (pharaoh ant)
Lineage: Eukaryota; Metazoa; Arthropoda; Insecta; Hymenoptera; Formicidae
Exons: 8
Coding region: 586-3909 (1107 amino acids)
Molecular function (GO): protein binding; endonuclease activity
Source: RefSeq, a predicted model, not a curated record
GUUUAUUAGGAACAUUAUUUGAAAACGAGACACAAAAAUUUUAAAAUAGGUAUCCUGAAAUUUUGUACGAAGAGCGCAACGAUUGAAGCGACACCUAGCUGUAACAUUGAGUUAAAAUAAUAACUCCAACACGGAGUACAUAGUUGAUGUAGUUUGUAAAGUCCAGUCUGCAUUGGUACGAAUUGUCCAACGAAUUCUACAGGGUGUCCCAAACCUCAAGUGACAGCGGCUUCUGAUAAUGAGAGAAUUUCGAUACAAAAACUCCAACACUACAAUGUCAAAGCUACUUCAAAAUGAAAAACGUUUAAAGCAGAGACUAGCUAAAGCCCUCUCCAAAUUUACCGUCAAUAUUUUUGUUACGAAAGUUUGAAUCUCGAUUUGUCGGAGCGGCUCGGAAACAACGGAAUGAGUGUCGAUUGUGAUUAAUAAUUAUUAAUAUACACUUUGCUCACUUAUGCACUUUGCAAUGGAAUAUGCAUAAGGACUGUCGUACCUGAGAAGUGUUGCCGCAUGUAGGAAGAUCGCACAUCGGCGGAUGUUAUUAUAUGUAAUUAGACGCAAUUCGAACGGAGGGAAGACGGGAGAAUGUUGUCGACUCCGAAAACAAAAGGCGGCCUAUUCUUGGCUUCAUCCCUCUGUGAUGGACUCGAGGACAAUAACAUAAGGCAAGUGGCAACCCUUCUGCUAAACAAAGACGCGGAUCCUAAUGUUUUAAUUCCGACGCACGGAGUUACUCCAUUUCACUUGGUUAUCGGCAAUGAUUCAGAAGAAUUCGCGGAAGAGGUGACCAAACUGUUCCUACGUCACGGUGGCAAUCCUAACGUGAGAUCGAAUGAUGGAAUGACUCCGGUUCACGUAGCGGCAGCUUGGGGCAGAAUAAACAUAUUGCAGCUGCUUCUGGCUAAUGGCGGUGAUCCGUUAUGCCUAGACAAUGACGGACGUAGUCCAUUUCACUACGCCUUUGAGGGCAAGUAUUUUAAAGCUGUGACAUUGCUCGCAAAUUACUGUGAGAAUACUCCAAAUGAGGAUAAUACACCAAAGUAUAAUAUGAUACUUGAUAAAGUUUUAAUUAUCAAUGGGGACGUGAUUGCAGAGUAUGUUGCGUCGAAAGAUACAAUGUUAAAUGUGGAUGACACGACGGAAAGAAAUACACUUACCGAUUCUUCCAAUUACAAGCCAAACUCUUCCUCGAUGAUCGUACAUUCAGGGCAUAUGUCAGAUGUACAUGCUAUUAUUGAAACCAAGUACAAACUAUCAAAUAAUUUAGACGGAUGUCCUCCAGGAAUUGAUCAUAUGCCGACCGGUCGAGUACAGAGUAAUCUUUUGCGAACCUAUAAGAAUGAAUUGCCGAAUUACUCAUUCGUUGAUCUCGAUUUUGAUUUUGCGAAUUUACAUCUUUCCGAUGUCAUGCAAAAGGAAAAGUGCCUCGUCAGUCAAAUCAUUAAUCAUCUCUCGUCGUCGUUAACAAGUAAUUGCACUAUUAACGAGACGUUACACAAUUACAAACGAAACAAAGAGGAGAGUAGCAUUGCGACAAGUAAUUCUGACACGUCGUUCUGUUUGAUGAGAAAUACAAAUGCACGUCAUAAAUAUAAAUAUCAUAACAAAUCAAGAUAUUCCUCGUGUAAAGUAAAGAACUAUUCCAAUAAAGAGAUCUUAAAGUUUAAAACUCCAAAUAUGAGAAGACAAUACUCAAAGUAUAACACACAAAGCGCCUCCAAGAAAAAUUGUAGAGAUAUCUUUGACAAAAUUUCUUUAACACCAACUCAUAUUCUUGAUAAUUCUAUCAUUAGCAUGUCACCGAACUUCAAUACACCUAGUCAUACAAACAGAAGACAUGCUUCCAAGACUCCAUUGACACCAUCGCAUAUUUGUUGCAAUAAUUCUAUUGUUAGCAAAUCACCUAAUUUUACCCCAGUUUGCAUAAGAAGAAAAAAUCCAACAAAGACAUCACGUGUGGUUGAUUGUUCUCUAAAAAUAUUCAAGAGAUCUCCUAAAUAUAAAAUUCAAACGCAAUGCCCUGAAUUCAAUUGGCACAAAAAACAUGUCGCUCAAUCGACACCAAGAAGAAGGAGAAAACAAUCGAUAUACAAGUUUCACUCCAGCAGAAAAAGAUUUGAUCCUUAUCGGUACGAAAGUGAUAUCACGUCUGACGAAUUUACUUCCAGUAAUAAAUUAAAACCAGUGGAUCUGGAUAAAACAAUCUUUUUCGAAACAGUUGAAGAAACAAAUCGCUAUAAUCUUCUGGACACAAGUAGCGAAUUUUCAUCAUCAAAUUUUAAAAAAUCUUCAAAGAUGAAACGACAAAAUCAAUGUAACAACCAUUUGGCAAUAAAGUUGGAUGGAGGAUAUGAUGAAAAUGAUGUAACAGACAAUAGUAAUGUAAAUCUUUUGGACGUAAAUAUAAGCAGUUUUAAUGGAAUUGAGAAAGAAAAUGAAUUUGUUAAUAAUUUUGGCAUUAAUAAGAAAUAUAUGAAAUCUGAAAAUAACGAAAUAAACACUGAAUUUAUAACGGUCAGAAAAAAUAUAUUUACUGUUGAUAAAGCACUGAAAAAAUCACUAGACAAUAAUAUAAAAUCAACACAUACAACUGAAUCUGAAUCAUUACAAAAGGAAAAUUUUGUAGAUUGUGUUGAUUGUGAUACUAAGAAAUUGUUGAAUGAAGAUUUAAAUAUGAAUAUAAGUAAGACUUGUAAUUUACAUGCAAAAAAUUGGUGCAGCGAUAGAUUUCACGUAUCUCCGUUACAUAAAUCUCUUACAAGUGAUUCACUGUCUGCUGCAAAUUUACGAUGUAAAAAACAAAUUUAUUUAUUGGAUUCUGAAAAAUCAUAUUCCUCAAGAAGUACCGAUUUUAAGAAUGCAGAAAGUUUGCUGAAAACAAAAGACUUAGACAUGUAUAAAGCUGAAAAUAAUUCAUCUUUGCUCUCAUACGUCAGUGCUCAAGAAUAUAAGUACGAAGAUGCAGAAGAAGGUGUAGUUUUAUUAGAACGGCGACUUUGUGUUACACCAUUUAGUACUUCCAGUAGAAGUGAAUGUGAUGUCAGAAGCAAAAUGUCUGGCAUCUCAAGCACAUCUUCUCAAAAUUUACCAGAAAAAAUACUAUUUAUCGAUGAUGUUACUCUUAGACGAGAGCUCAAGCAGCUUGGUGAUCAACCUGGACCAAUCACUAAUACAACUAGACAACUUUAUCAAAAACGUCUUUUGCGUUUAAGAAAUAUCAAGAGUGCUAAUUCUGCCUCAUUCAUGUUAAGUCUGCAGAAUACUUCAAGAAAUCAGAUCUCAGGGUUAAGCAACAAAAUUAAACCUCAUUUAGAGUUUGGAGAUUGGUUAAAUCAUCUGGAUACCUAUAAAAGUCUGGAGAAGCAAGUAUUUCAAGAAUUUGCAUCACCAAAUCCAUCUCGGAGAUGGCGCGAAGGCACAUCAAAAACAUCUUUCACCUAUCUGUUAUUAGAUCCACGUAUAACGCAGGAUCUGCCAAAUCGCAGUGUUCGCCUUACAGAAUCAGAAAUCUGGUCAAUCUUUCUUAACGCUAUAUUUUAUAUUGGUAAGGGCAAACGUUCCAGACCUUUCGCCCAUCUCUACGAUGCUUUCAAGAUAUGGGUGGGCGAUUCAACCAGUACUAAUAAAAAAAUUAAUCGCAUUCUUGAUGUGUGGAACAAUGAUCAUGGGGUGAUCUGUUUGCAUGUCUUUCAAAAUGUUAUUCCAGUAGAAGCUUAUACAAGAGAGGCUGCCAUGAUAGAUGCAAUAGGGAAGGAACAUCUGGGAAACUCCAAAGGUGGGGAAUACUAUGGCAUCACAGCAACAUGGAGCGUGCAACAAAAGCAGAAAUUUGGUAGAUAUCUACUAUAUAAAGCUUUACAAAUUUUUAUGCAAGAGGGAGAGAGUCAGCUUUUCCCUAAUCAUUUGUAAUACAAGCAAAGUAAGAUUAUAAUAUAACUAAUCGGUUUUUGUAUUGUGUCAGAUUUUAUCUAUGUAGAUAUAAAUAUAUUGUACAUUAAUUUUUUGAUGUGUAGAUAAAAUGUAACGAAAGCGUUUCUACCUAAAUUAAUCAAAAGUUUGCAGAAUAUAUAAUUGUGUGCAAUUUGACAAAAUAUAUAUGUAAAAUAUUUUUAUGAGAAAGAAGAAAAUUCUUGUAUCAAAAAAUGGUUAUUGCUCCGAGUUAAAAAAA